UUGGUCUUGCUCUCUUCUGGGUGACGCGGAUUGGAAGGGGUUCUCCAUACUUUUACCAAACUAUUUUGCUUUUUUUCGUCCCCCCCCUCCCCCUUCGUUUACUUUCUGAAACUGCAAAUACAUCUACAUUAUCAUAGAGAGGAGCCAUGAAGUGGACCUGGGUGCUUGUGGCAGUCUUGCUGUCCUUUGGGGCGCUAUCAUUGGGCAAGGAGAGCUUGGACUUCCCAGAGUACGAUGGAAAGGACCGUGUCCACGACCUCAACGCCAAGAACUAUAAGUCCGUGAUGAAGAAGUACGAUGUUAUGGUGGUGUACUACCAUGACCAUCCCGGAUCCAGCCGCGUCGCCCAGAGACAGUUUGAGAUUGAGGAGUUGGCCCUUGAGCUUGCAGCCCAGGUCCUGGAUGAGUUUGAUGAUGAGGACAUUGGAGUCGGCCUCAUUGAUGCAAAGCUUGACAAGGCCGUUGCAAAGAAAUUAGGCCUUGAAGAGUCCGACAGCGUCUUCAUCUUCACAGAUGAUGAGGUCAUAGAAUACGAUGGCGAGUUUGCAGCAGACACUCUUGUGGAGUUCAUCUAUGAUGUUCUUGAGGACCCAGUGGAAAUUAUUGACAAUAGUAGGGAACUGAAAGGCUUCGAAAACGUCGAAGAGGACAUCAAAUUGGUGGGCUACUUUAAGAGUCACAAGUCAGAACAUUUUGAGGCUUUUGCUGAUGCCGCUGAAGAGUUCCAUCCUCACAUCAAGUUCUUUGCCACAUUCAGUGCCAAGAUCGCCAAGGCUCUGGAGCUGAAGCUUAAUGAGGUGGACUUCUAUGAACCCUUCAUGGAUGAUCCAGUGGUCAUCCCAGGAAAACCUUACUCUGAGGAUGAGCUGGUGAAAUUCAUUGAAGAUAAUGACAGACCAACCCUGAGGAAGCUGCAACCACACAACAUGUACGAGAUCUGGGAUGACGAUGUUGAUGGUGAACAUAUCAUUGCUUUUGCAGAGGAGGCUGACCCAGAUGGUUUUGAGUUCCUUGAGAUCCUGAAGCAAGUUGCCGAGGAUAACACAGACAACCCAGACCUCAGCAUUGUCUGGAUUGACCCUGACGAUUUCCCCCUGCUUCUGCCACACUGGGAGAAGACUUUUGGAAUUGACCUGUCCUCUCCACAGAUUGGUGUUGUUGAUGCUGAUGAUGCUGACAGCGUGUGGAUGGACAUGGAUGAUGGCGAAGAUUUGCCAUCUGUAGACGAGCUGGAGGACUGGAUUGAGGAUGCUCUGUCAGGUGAAAUCGAUCCUGAUGAUGAUGAUGAUGAUGAUGAUGAUGAUGACGACGAUGAUGAUGACGAUGAUGAUGAUGAUGACGACGACGAUGAUGACGAUGAUGAUGACGAUGAUGACGAUGAUGAUGACGACGAUGACGACGAUGAUGAUGACGAUGAUGACGAUGAUGAUGACGAUGAUGACGAUGAUGAUGACGAUGAUGACGACGACGAUGAUGAUGAUGACGAUGACGACGACGAUGAUGAUGACGAUGAUGAUUAUUAAAUCAUUAAGUCAUAAUUUACUCUUUAAGUCUGACCAAUGCAGUUUCAAGAGUCAACAUCAUUAACUCUGUCAGAUCAUCCUCUUUUUUAUCAAGUUCUUGUUUUGAACUUCAUCAGUUCAUUUUGAUAUCACAUCUUCUCAUCAUCCUCUCUCUGCAUCUCACCAUAACAAUAUUCCAUGACUCGUUUAUCCCUCUCCCCUACAUAUUCACUAAUCCUUCAUGUACCAAAGUACUUUCUCAGAUCCCACAGUGCCUUUAUUCCCACAUGUAACACUGUCUGGUACAAUAAAAAAGAAAUUCCCUCAAAACUUUACCAUCUAGUGCUAUUGAUUUUCAGAUUAUUAAGGUUUUUAUUUAAGUAAUGGAGGGGUUUCAAUGUUGUACGCAUUAUGUCUGAGUCCAUCUGUGGAGUCUGUUGCAGUUUGAAUGUGUUUUAUUUAUUCACUUAUUUUCUUGUUCGCCCCAGCAUCGAAACAACCUUAGUCAGAUUCAAGGGUGCUAGCAGGCUUUUCUGACGGGUCUUAAGUAUCACCAGCCUACUCUGUGAAAUCAAUGUAACGCUGUACACUGAAAGUGCUGUACAUCAUAUGGAUGUUUUCUACGAUGAUGAAAUAUGACAACAGCCAUAUUCUAUUUUUGUAACAAGAGAAAUUUAACUUACUGUAAAGUCUUAAAUAAAUGACAGCUUGGACAGAAACCCCCUUACUGCAUAGUUUUUUAAAAGUGUGUGUGUGUUUGUGUGUGUGUGAGUGUGUGUGUGCGUGCAUGCGUGUGUGCGUGCAUGCGUGUGUGUGUGUGUGUGUGUGUGUGUGCAUAGUGUUGUAGUAUACCUAGUUGUUGUCAGGGUUGGACACAGGACUGUCCAAAAAGCAAAAAGCUACUAUCUGUCAGGUUUUAAGAUUUGACAGCAGCACAGACAGUGCAGACAGCGGUGCAUGCCAAUAUUCCACCAAUUUUCACUGGUUUGACUCUAUUUUUCAACAUACAAAGCCUUAUGCUAUUAGAAUCAUUUAAAACAAUCUGAUAAAAAUACAAAUCCAUACACAGCAGCAGCUUUCAAAUAAAGCCUGAAGGCUGCAAGGUGAAUCACAAAUGGACUGAGGUGUUUUUUCUGGGUCAGCACCUGCCCACUAACCUUUUAGUCACACAGUGUCUCCGUCAUGUGAUCUAUUUUUCUACAUACAUCUCCAGUGAUGCAGGGUUGGACUUGUAAACCUGUGGUAGAAAUGUAUGGACAUGAAGGAAUGUCUAGUUCAUACUUUGAUGUUAUUGUUGACCUGAGAGGUCUCAGAGCCCCUCAUGCUUGACUUAUGCUGGGAGGCUCCUGGGUGUCUGGGGGGAAUGACAAGAUGUCGACCAUGUCAGUGUUCCAGACUCACCUGACAAUGGAAGAGUCUGGGUCUUGAGCAACACACACACACAUAUUGUCUUGCCUCCUCCCUGGUGGCGUGAUUAUAUGUGAUUCUGUAUGAUGUAGGUCAUACUGUAUAAAGCUGAUCAAAUUUAAUGUUACUUUAAGUUUCUGGUAUCUGAC
Messenger RNA from Chelmon rostratus (copperband butterflyfish), 3058 nucleotides. RefSeq names its product calsequestrin 1a (gene casq1a). The record is from RefSeq and is a predicted model, not a curated record. Gene Ontology annotation, biological process: regulation of skeletal muscle contraction by regulation of release of sequestered calcium ion. Gene Ontology annotation, cellular component: sarcoplasmic reticulum lumen. The coding region runs from base 147 to 1523 and encodes 458 amino acids. NCBI's taxonomy places the organism in Eukaryota, Metazoa, Chordata, Actinopteri, Chaetodontiformes, Chaetodontidae. Gene Ontology annotation, molecular function: calcium ion binding. The transcript is spliced from 11 exons.